Molecule: messenger RNA, 2159 nt
Organism: Notolabrus celidotus (New Zealand spotty)
Lineage: Eukaryota; Metazoa; Chordata; Actinopteri; Labriformes; Labridae
Gene: cyp24a1
Product: 1,25-dihydroxyvitamin D(3) 24-hydroxylase, mitochondrial
Exons: 12
Coding region: 218-1759 (513 amino acids)
Biological process (GO): glucocorticoid biosynthetic process; C21-steroid hormone biosynthetic process; cholesterol metabolic process
Cellular component (GO): mitochondrial inner membrane
Molecular function (GO): monooxygenase activity; oxidoreductase activity, acting on paired donors, with incorporation or reduction of molecular oxygen; heme binding
Source: RefSeq, a predicted model, not a curated record
GAUCCAUAAAUGAAUAGUGGGCUCGACGGCCACACCACGCAGGACUGGCCCCUGAUUGGUUCGGUGCAAGCAGGAAUAAACACUCUCAGGGUAUAUAUAAUGGCGUGAAGGUGUGACACUUCCAAGAAACGAGAAACUCCCAAGAUAAUAAAGAAGAGCAGCUCUAACACUAGAGUAACCCGCGUUAUUUCAAAAAGAAUAAACUUCAGAUUUGAGGAUGAGGGCGCAGAUCCAAAAAGUUCCUCAGAUCUUGGAGCUGCUGAAAAAAAAGUCUGUGGGACUGCAGCACUUCAAACCCACUUCCUCAGUGUGCGUACUGGAGGAGAAGGAUGCUGUGGAGGCUGCGCGCUGCCCGCACGCUGCCUUCAGAGCGCACAGCCUGGACGCGAUCCCGGGACCCACCAACUGGCCCCUGGUGGGCAGUCUGGUUGAACUCCUGCGGAAAGGAGGUCUGAUGAGACAGCACGAGGCUCUGGUUGAUUAUCAUAAGAAGUUCGGUAAGAUUUUCCGGUUGAAGCUGGGCUCCUUUAAGUCAGUGCACAUUGGCGCACCUUGCUUGUUGGAGGCGCUCUACAGGAAGGAGGGAAACUACCCUCAGAGGCUUGAGAUCAAACCCUGGACAGCAUACAGAGACAUGAGAAACGAGGCGUACGGACUCCUCAUCCUGGAGGGAAAGGACUGGCAGAGGGUGAGGAGCGCCUUUCAACAGAAACUCAUGAAGCCCACAGAGGUCGUGAAGCUGGAUCGCAAAAUAAACCAGGUGUUGGCAGAUUUUGUUGAAAGAAUAGGACAUAUAAACGUCGAUGGAAAGAUUGAAGACUUGUACUUCGAACUGAAUAAAUGGUCGUUUGAGACCAUCUGCCUGAUCCUUUACGACAAGAGAUUUGGUCUGCUGCAGGAAAAAGUCAACGAGGAAGCCAUGAACUUUAUCACGUCCGUGAAAACAAUGAUGAGCACAUUCGGCAUGAUGAUGGUCACACCGGUGAUGCUACACAAGGGCCUCAACACCAAAACAUGGCGGGACCACACAGCAGCGUGGGACCGCAUUUUCAGCACAGCUAAAGUCUACAUUGACAAGAAGCUGAAGAGGAAUGCCGUCACAGCUCCUGAUGACUUAAUUGGUGACAUCUUACACAACAGCUGCCUCUCUAAGAAGGAGCUGUACGCUGCCAUCACAGAGCUACAGAUCGGAGGAGUGGAGACGACUGCCAACAGUAUGCUGUGGGCUAUUUUCAACCUGUCACGUAACCCCAACUCUCAGAGGAAGUUGCUGGAGGAGAUUACAGCGGUGGUGCCUCCCGACCAAGACCCGUGUGGGGAGCACAUCAAGAGCAUGCCCUACCUCAAAGCCUGCCUCAAGGAGUCUAUGAGGUUAUCACCAUCAGUCCCAUUCACCAGCAGAACCCUGGACAAAGACACUGUGUUGGGAGAUUAUGCCAUUCCCAAAGGAACAGUUUUGAUGAUAAACAGCCAUGCACUGGGCUCAAAUGAGGAGUACUUUGAUGAUGGAAAGCAGUUCAAACCUGAGCGCUGGCUGCGGGAGAACUAUACCAUCAACCCCUUCGCCCACCUUCCCUUCGGUAUUGGAAAGAGGAUGUGCAUCGGCAGGCGGCUGGCAGAGCUGCAGCUGCAGCUGGCGAUGUGCUGGUUGGUCAGAGACUAUGAGAUUGUGGCGACCGAUAAAGAGCCCCUCGACGUGAUCCAUUCAGGACUUUUGGUUCCCAACAGAGAACUGCCUGUGGCCUUCAUCAAGAGAUGAGGCUUCGUAUUCAACUCUUCUGGAUGUGGUGACAGAAGAAGACGGCCCUGAUGGUCAAGUGACUCCUCGUAUUGCUGCUCUGUAAAUAGGAAGAAGAUACAGAAGUUAUCAUACAUGUAAUCACGCCAUAAAUACCUCAGACUUGUUUGAAAACUAUUACUUUGGACUGUUAAAAACAGACCAAAAUAAAACAUUUUUGUACAAAGUGAAUGAUGGAGGCAGCUGUCCUCAAAUCUUAAUGUAAUGUCUUCACCUCAGAUAUCUGUGUAAAUGUCAAACUCUCUCUAUUUGUUAUAUAGGUUAAGGUAUAUAUAUAUAUUAUAUAUAUGCCACAUAUGUUGAUGUUUCAUUGUGUAUAUAAAAUGCAGUUAUAAUAUUGGAAUGUUGUACAUUGUUUUGU